AUGAAUAUUGAAUGUCCAAGCUGCAAAGCCCUACACUUCAAAGGAGAGAAAUUGACCCAUUCCUCUCUAAUUCAUCCUAAAUUUGGCAUAUGCUGUCUGCAGGGUCAGGUACAGCUUGACCCACCUUCCAUACCUCCAUUGCCCUUGCAGAGGUUGUUCAAUGGUGUAGAUAAUCGCUCAGCUCACUUCCUGAAAAACAUAAGACGUUAUAAUGCUGCAUUUGCAUUUACCUCAGUGGCAGUUAAUAUUGAUCAAGCUGUUCUGAUGGGAUCUGGGCCAUACUCUUUCAGAAUACAUGGGGAUCUAUACCAUCUCAUGGGUAGUCUCAUGCCUCAGGAUGGUGUUUCUCCCAGAUAUGCACAGCUGUAUAUCCAUGACCCUGCUGAAGCAUUGAGUUCAAGGCUUGCAAACAAUCCUGAGAAUAAUAAUAGGGAUCAGGCUGUCAUGGCCUCUGUCAUGUCAGAUAUUCAGGAUGCUCUCAUGCAAGUCAACCCCCUCAUUCCUCUUUAUAAGCAAGCAUAUCAGAUCAUAAGAGAGAAGCCAGCCAAUGAGCAAGUGCAUGUUGAGGCCCACAUUAUCUUAGAGGCUUCUGCAGAUAAAAGGAGAUAG
Molecule: messenger RNA, 609 nt
Organism: Fomitopsis serialis
Lineage: Eukaryota; Fungi; Basidiomycota; Agaricomycetes; Polyporales; Fomitopsidaceae
Exons: 1
Coding region: 1-609 (202 amino acids)
Source: RefSeq, a predicted model, not a curated record